GCCGGUGCCGAAACUGCGUGUUGUGGCGAUGCUUUGGUAAUUUUGGUUAUAAAACCAUCGCGUGAGUAUUUUUUCUGCGGCUUUCCCGACGUGCUGGUCACUCCCAACGAAGAGAAACUUUUUCAACAAUUUCUCUGGUGCUGGUCACCCUUGAAAUUACCCAUUUUCCUUUCGAGCCGCCCACUUGCUUCAUUGUACAUCAAAUUGCGGUGGGAAUGCAGAAUCCUGCCUUAUCGUCUUUCUCAAUUUCUGCUGCUUUCCCUCAUCCGGUUAAGCAGGACGAAAUCACUAUCCCCAGAUCACUGCUCUAUAUCAUAGUCUCAUCCAUCUUCAUCUCAUUUCUGCUCCUAAUCGUCUCGCUCCUUGACCUCGGAUAUUGUUCACUCUGGUUGACACCCCCACUAUGCCUUUUCACGCUGCUGUAUUUCACCGGUGUACUUGUUCUUUCCCGAAUGGAGCGCACAAUUGAGGAACCGACCUAUUUUCCGACGGUCGUCUUUGUUGGUUAUAUCAUGACGAUAAUUUGGCUGGUAUCUUUCAUCCUUACCGUCGUCGUCUUUGCAGCGUAUCCGCACAUGGUAGAUGCUUUGCGUCAGCAAGGUCUUCACACGGCAUCUGCUGGAUUGCAGAGGUUCCAAUGUCUGCUUUGCAUGACCAACCUUGGUCUGGUUGGUGGAUUCACUGCCCGCAGUCAUGUAAUCGCGAUGGAGGAGGGUGAUCCAGAGAAUUGGAGGAUAUUAAUAGAGAAAACGCAGAAUCCGGCUGCCAAUCGUCCAAUUCGAGUCCAUCAUCAAGUCAAUCUGAAUGAUCCUUCCAUGAUUCAAGAGCCUCGCGAAGCUCCUGCCCCUACCAUUCAGCCUGACUGGAUCACUGCAGCUGUCCUCGAAGAUAAUAUGACUGUGGCUCCUAGAACACCCAAGCCUCCGUCUUCGCCUUGCCCCCAGAUUGAAAUUUCUCCGCCAGGUCCAGUGGAUGAUUUGUACGACGAGGCUUACAUGAGUGACUAUCACCGCGAGGAAGUACCGGAACAUCAGGUCUCCCCUCGUGCCCCUCAUAGUCCUUUUGCCCCGCGCAGUCCUCGCGGUAAACCAGACAGCGAGUAUUCGGAAAAGGAGCACUUCGAACGGGCAUACUCCCCUCGUCAACCGGUGUUUUCUCCUCGCCUAGUACAUUUACCUCCUUCGCCUUUGCCUCCUUCGUCUUAUCAUUCGCACCCAACGCCCUCCGAUACCGACUCUUUUUACGAUGACUCGGAGACUCCCGAGACUCCUGACAGAUGGUCUGACGAGGAUGAGGUCGAGGAAGAGUAUCAUGCUGCACACUUGAGGUAUUAAAUAAUGGAUGAAUAUGGGGUGCGCUGAGCUUUGAGCCUUUUAUGUAUGUACGAAUGUUCUCGGUG
Lentinula edodes (shiitake mushroom) is the source of this 1399-nucleotide messenger RNA. RefSeq lists its product as uncharacterized. The transcript has 3 exons. The record is from RefSeq and is a predicted model, not a curated record. Lineage: Eukaryota; Fungi; Basidiomycota; Agaricomycetes; Agaricales; Omphalotaceae. Bases 216 to 1334 code for a protein of 372 amino acids.